AUUGGCGUAGAAAUUGAAACACAAAGUUCCACUACCUCGGACAAUGCGACCGACUGCGCCACGCUUCAGGGGGACGCUGUGGGAGUCCGACCAUCCGUGCGCGCCCGCCGUGAGGAGCCGACCCGGCCCGGGCCCGCCGGCCCCGCACGGCCUCCUGCUAUGGGUCCUCCUUGGGCUGCUGACGCUGCCCUGCUGCGUCCGGUGCGUGGUCUUCAGAGUCGGCGUGCUGGGCCCCUGGAACUGCGACCCCGUGUUCCAGCGCGCGCUGCCCGCCGCCGCCGCCCGCCUCGCCGUGGCCCGGGUCAACGCGGACGCGAGCCUGGACCUGGGCCUGACGAUGGCGGUCGUGGUGCUGCAGGAGCCCUGCGAGACGUCCAGGGCGCUCACCGCCUUCAUCGGCUACGAGGAGGCGGCGGACGCGCUCCUGGGCCCCGCCAACCCGGGCUACUGCGUCGCGGCCUCGCUGCUCGCCAAGAACUGGGGCCGGGCCCUCUUCUCUUACGCGUGCCUCAGCUACGAGCUGGACCGCGCCACGGGCUACCCGACGUUCGCGCGCACGGCGCCGUUCCCCAUCGACGCGCUGUUCGCCGUGCUGCGGCACUUCAGGUGGGCCGGCGUGGCGGUGGUCUCGUCCGACGAGGACAUGUGGGUGAACACCGCCGGCCGGGUGGCCACGGCGCUGAGGAGCCGCGGGCUGCCCGUCGGCCCCGUCGCGUCCGUGGGCUCCAACGAGACGCAGGCGGAGAGCGCGCUGGGCCGGAUCCAGGCCGCGGGGGAGGUCAGAGUCAUCCUCAUGUGCAUGCACUCCGUGCUGGUUGGGGGCGAGCAGCAGGCCACGUUCCUCCUCAAAGCGCGGGAAAUGGGCAUGACGUCGGGCCAGUACGUGUUCGUGCCCUUCGACACGCUCCUCUACAGCGUGCCCUACGGCGCCAACGUCUCCGCCGCGGCGCUGCGGAACGACAGCGGCCUGCGGGAGGCCUACGACGCCGUGCUCACCGUCACCGUGGCCUCCGAGCCGCGCUCCUUCACCGAGGCGUUCGCCGCGGCCCAGAGGAGCGAGGAGCUGACGGUGGCCGCGCGGCCGGAACAGGUGAACCCAAUUUUCGGGACCAUCUACAACAGCAUCUACCUGCUGGCCAAGUCCAUCCACAGCGCCAGGAGAGCCGGCGUCGCGCUGUCGGGCUCCAACCUGGCCUUCUUCACGCGCAACGCGACCUUCAGCGGGUUCAACCAGAAGGUCAAGGUGGACAACACCGGGGAGGUCAAGACCAACUACGUCGUCCUGGACACGGACAACAGCGACGGCGGGCGGCUGUACCAGACGUACGCCGUGGACCUGACGACCGGAGCGCUCCGCUUCGCGGGCAGGUCCAUCAAUUUCCCGGGAGGGUCCCCGCCGCCGUCCGACUCCAGGUGCUGGUUCGAAAAGAACACCGUCUGCACGGGAGGUGUGGAGGUCACCUACAUCAUAGUGGUGUUGGCGGUCAUCUUGACUCUGGCCGUCGGAGGGCUCGCCAUCAGUUUUUAUGUCAGGCGGCGGCUCCAACAAAUCCAGCUGGUGAAAGGUCCCAAUCGGAUCUUGCUCACCGUGGAGGAUCUCACUUUUAUCAACCUCCAGCUUAGCAAAAAGAGAAUCACCCUGGAAGAUCUGAGCGAGUCAAAGAGCCACCUGGAGGAGAAGUCUGCAGACCACUCGCACUCCAUGAACAGCAUGCAGACGGCAACUCACGACACCACCAACGUAGCCGUGUACGAGGGCGACUGGGUUUGGCUGAAGAAAUUCGAGGAGGGGCAGUUCAGGGAGGUGAAGCAGAGCACCACGAAGAUCUUCACAAAGAUGAAGGACCUGAGGAACGAGAACGUCAACCCGUUCCUGGGCUUCUACUUGGACUGCUCCGUGUUCGCCGUGGUGACGGAGCACUGCUCGCGCGGCAGCCUGCAGGACCUGCUGAGGAACGAGGACGUCAAGUUGGACUGGAUGUUCAAGUCCUCACUCCUGCUCGACCUCAUCAAGGGUAUGAAAUACCUCCACCUCAGAGACUUCGCCCACGGCAGACUAAAAUCCAGAAACUGUGUGGUAGACGGGCGUUUCGUCCUCAAGAUUACUGACUACGGCUUCAAUGAGCUGCUGGAAUCCCAGAAAGCUCCAAUGGAAGAACGGCCGCCUGAAGAUCUCUUUUGGACAGCUCCGGAGUUCUUGAGGGACCUGGCGAUCUCACGCAAAGGGACCUACAAGGGAGACGUGUACAGUUUUUCUAUCAUCCUCCAAGAAGUGGUGGUCAGGGGGCCGCCGUACUGCAUGCUGGGUCUUCCGCCUGAAGAGAUUAUCCGCAAGGUGAAGAAGCCUCCUCCGAUGUGCCGCCCCACCGUGGCGCCGGACCAGGCUCCGCUAGAGUGCAUCCAGCUGAUGAAGCAGUGCUGGAGCGAACUGCCCGACCGCAGACCGAACUUUGGCGAGAUCUUUGACAGGUUCAAGAUCAUCAACAAGGGUAAAAAGACCAACAUCAUCGACUCCAUGCUGAGGAUGCUGGAGCAGUACAGCUCCAACCUGGAGGACCUGAUCAGAGAGAGAACGGAGGAGCUGGAGGUGGAAAAGCAGAGGACGGAGAAACUGCUGUCUGAGAUGCUCCCACCCUCUGUGGCCGAGGCGCUGAAGACCGGCGCCACGGUGGAGCCCGAGUACUUUGACCAGGUGACGAUCUACUUCAGCGACAUCGUCGGCUUCACCACCAUCUCCUCGCUCAGCGAUCCCAUCGAGGUGGUCGACCUCCUCAACGACCUCUACUCCCUGUUCGACGCCGUGCUCAGCAGCCACGACGUCUACAAGGUGGAGACCAUCGGCGACGCGUACAUGGUCGCAUCUGGUUUGCCAAAGAGAAACGGCAACAAGCACGCCGCCGAGAUCGCCAACAUGUCCCUGAACAUCCUCAGCUCAGUGGGAACCUUCCACAUGAGGCACAUGCCGGACGUGCCCGUCAGGAUACGAAUAGGAAUCCACUCAGGGCCCUGUGUUGCCGGGGUGGUCGGUCUGACCAUGCCUCGCUACUGCCUUUUCGGGGACACCGUCAACACCGCCUCUCGUAUGGAAUCCACUGGGCUGCCUUACAGAAUCCACGUGAACAUGAGCACGGUGAAAAUCCUCCAUUCUCUCAACGAGGGCUAUAAAAUAGAAGUGCGGGGCAAGACGGAGCUGAAGGGUAAAGGUAUCGAGGAGACAUACUGGCUUGUGGGGAAAACAAACUUUACAAAGCCUUUGCCAAAACCACCGGAGAUCAAACAAGGGGACAACUGGCAGGAGAUGGUGACCGAGGAGAUCAAGACCCUUUUUCGCAGGGCCAACAGGCAGGUGGACAAGAAGAUGUGAAUGAGCGAAGAGAGGAGGACACGUUCAGAGGGCUGCGGGACGGGGGCAGGCAGAGGACAGAGGACACCGCCGCCGCCGGCCCCCAGCCUCUCGCCGGGGCUUAACGCAGGACUUGUUUAAGAGGAUUUGCCCGUCGACCGGCUAAUCUGGCUGCAGCCAGCGCAGCAGAACACGACGAGGCGCCCUAAUGUAAUGAGAGCUGCCCCUCGUUCAACCUGCCUCUCGUACAUCCGCUGCCGGAGGGAGCGCGCGGCAGGGCGCAGCCCACCCCUCAAUGAAGGGUGCUCUCGUCCACUCCCUCUCCGCACACACUGGCCACUGAGUGGUCACCUAUUCCGGGGGCAAACCCGAGCUUCAACCCCAUCGGAAGAUUGAACGCCCCCCCGCCCCCAAAUGCCUAAUUCCAAAAUGAAAUGUGUUUUUUUGUUUUUUUGUUUUUUUGUCUGGGGAUAAUAAUGCUCAUAAUAGAGUCGUGGAGCCGAGGCUGUUACUUAUAGCUAGGACCAAAUAUUAUAUUAUCAUUAUUGUUAUUAGCACUCCAAAGGUUGGAGGGCGGAGGCUGCUAUUGCAUGUUAUAAUCCAAAAGGACAAGGAGAAAUGUGCUAUUUGUAUUUCUCUUCUAGAGCAGAACGAGGAGGAGGAGUCAAUAAACGCCCAUUGCUAUAUCAUUUUUUUUUUUUGCUGUCAAACCUUAUUUUGAUUAUCACAACUGAAAGGACAAUGCAACGACAGCAGUGAUGAUGAUGAUGAUGAUUCUUUUUCUUUUAACAUGCACUUCUAUAUACACAUGUUGUCAC
Scophthalmus maximus (turbot) is the source of this 4161-nucleotide messenger RNA. It is a transcript of the gene gucy2f, whose product is annotated as guanylate cyclase 2F, retinal. Gene Ontology annotation, biological process: receptor guanylyl cyclase signaling pathway; cGMP biosynthetic process; intracellular signal transduction. The transcript is spliced from 18 exons. NCBI's taxonomy places the organism in Eukaryota, Metazoa, Chordata, Actinopteri, Pleuronectiformes, Scophthalmidae. Bases 44 to 3364 code for a protein of 1106 amino acids. Gene Ontology annotation, molecular function: ATP binding; guanylate cyclase activity; protein kinase activity. The record is from RefSeq and is a predicted model, not a curated record.